AUUAACCUCCCGCUCUCUCAUCGUCGACUCGGCCUCGCACGCAGUUCGGAAGGAGAGGGAGAGAGAGAAAUAGAGACUGCUGUUGCUGGGCGUUCAGUGACAGUUGCAUUUUUCAACAUACGCAAACAAACAACGGACGCGCGGCUGCUUGCUUUUAUUUUGUUCUGGCGAUGCCGUUGUCCGCCGAGCUGCUGCUGUUGCUGCUGCCGUCGAGCACCUCAUAAAGGAUGCCGUCCGUUUGCGGUGCGCUUGUGGAACUCCACUUGGCUUUUCGCCUCUGCUAGUCAAUAUAAUAACAAUCAAGAAUCGCGCGCGCAUGAAACGUGCAGGGCCCCCGCAGAAUCAGCUGCAAUGAGUCGCGUUGCAAUCGACUGAUUCUUUUUUUUAAUAAUUAUGAGAGUGAUCACUGUGAGCAGCCGCCGAGUUUUUCUCUGUGCCAGUCACAGCAGCCAAUAGUUAUUAGACAAUAGACAGUUACAUCAAAUCAAGCAAACUUAACCGAUUGAUUCUAGAGUGGAGACCAAAGCCAUGAGUAGUAGAUCCAAGGAAAAAGUGGUAGCUGCUUUUCGCAAGCUCUUUCGCUCAUCUGAGAAAAUCACAGAACAAGAGCCUGGUGAUGGUGGCUCUACCAAUUCUCCUUCCAGAAGAAUUCUUGGAAGACACCAUAGACCUGAUGCUGUCACACCAGCAGAAGCUUCAUUGCCUGAAAAGCCAGGUACCAGUCAAACCAAUAAUGCCAAAUGCUUCUUCAAAACAAAGAAGCAAUCACAAAGUACUGCAGUGCCAGAGAGGGGCAUACGCUUGCGAAGACUGAUGCGUGAAUUCAGCGAGAUCCAGAAAACACAACAUCGCAGAGACUCUACAUUUACUGCCGAACUUGUUAAUGAUAAUCUCUUUGAGUGGCACAUUAGGCUACACAAAAUUGAUCCAGAAAGUGAACUCGCAGCAGAUAUGAGAGAACUUGGAAUCCCUCAUAUUCUCUUACAUGUUGUCUUUCCAGAAAACUUUCCAUUUGACCCUCCAUUUAUGAGAGUGAUUUCUCCAAGAAUAGAAAAAGGCUUUGUUAUGGAAGGUGGUGCCAUAUGCAUGGAACUGCUUACACCUAGAGGAUGGGCAAGUGCUUAUACAAUUGAAGCUGUAAUAAUGCAAUUUGCGGCGAGCAUUGUGAAAGGCCAAGGGCGAAUUGCAAGGAAACCAAAGACUCAUAAAGAGUUUAAUCGUCGUUCAGCAGAAGAAUCUUUUAGAAGCUUAGUCAAGACUCAUGAAAAGUAUGGGUGGGUGACUCCUCCAUUAGCAGAAGGUUGAAUAUCGUGUUUUUCAAGGUGUGCCACAAGAAUAGAAUUCAUACAUUUUGAAUGAGUAUAUCUGAUGAUAAAUAUUCUUAAACUUUUUGCGAUAUAUAAUGUUAAAUAUUGUAAAAGUAGUUGAUGAAACGUGGUGUAAUUUUCAUUGGAAUACUUUACUUUAACUAGUUACUUUUACUAGUAUAGUAAUUAUAAUAGAGUAUCUUGAAUAAUUGUGAGAUAUUAUCUUGUUGCUUUCAAAAACGAUUGUUAUUUAAUUCAUUUGUAAAUAUACCGCUAAUGAUAAAGUUUUAAAAAACAUUUCUUGAAAAUAAAAAAAAAGUUAUAACUAAGAUUCUGAAAUUAAGUAUUGUAGGUUUAAAGAGAAAAAGGGUAAAAUUAUAAUAUUUUAGAUACCAACAUUUUUAAAAGUAGAUUUCUUUGAAACAAGCCAAGCACUGCAUAUUUUCAUAGUCAAAAGCUUAAACUGUAUACUUUAAACAGUAUUCAAAAAUGAUCCAAGUUGAUUAAUAAACAUUUUAAUAAAAGAUUGAUAGUUGUUAAAUAUUUAGAAUUCAGUUCUCUGUAUGGUAUAUGCAUACACAGAUGUAUAUUCAAUAUUUAUGUACGUAUAUUAAUUUGUAACAAAAGAUAAAAAUUAGAAACAACAGGAUAAAUACGUCAAAAAAAUAUUACAUUGCAUUAACAUUAACUGUGCAAGUGUAUAAGUGUGUAAGUAUAUAUAUACCUGCUGAGAAAACCUUAAUUAAUAAGGUAUUUACAAAACGCUUUAGACAUUUUUCAUGUACCUAAAAGUGAUGUACCUCCGUGAACAUAAAAAAAUAAAAGUUAAAAGAUGUCACAUACUGUGAUCUCUUUAUUAUUGAAUAUCUGAUCAAAUUUAUCUAUUGAACUCAUUCCACCAUAAUAAAGUUUUAAAAUUAAUU
Molecule: messenger RNA, 2230 nt
Organism: Phymastichus coffea
Lineage: Eukaryota; Metazoa; Arthropoda; Insecta; Hymenoptera; Eulophidae
Product: ubiquitin-conjugating enzyme E2Q-like protein 1
Exons: 4
Coding region: 529-1305 (258 amino acids)
Source: RefSeq, a predicted model, not a curated record